Messenger RNA from Anisakis simplex (herring worm), 309 nucleotides. The record is from the annotation of a GenBank genome assembly. NCBI's taxonomy places the organism in Eukaryota, Metazoa, Nematoda, Chromadorea, Rhabditida, Anisakidae.
GAUUCCGCGGGAUGGAUUGGUGUACAAAUAUUCAUAUGGUACUGGGGAAACUUAGGAUACGGUAUGCUGGAAGAUGGCAAACCGUAUAUCAUUGAAAAAGUAGCUGUAAUUCCUCAAGAAGGCAAAAUCGCUCGGAUCUAUGGAAUCGAACGGUGUAGAGAAAUUGAUAUUUUACCGGACAAACCUGAGAGUAUCGGUAGCUUGAAGAUGAGGAUCUGCAGAAUCGAAUGGUGUGGAGAAGUGUACACGUUGCUGGGCAAACCUGAGAGUACGGGUAGCUUGAAGAUGGUAACCCCUACUGUGCUGUAG